GGUGCCCUGACAUGGACAAAGAGAUGAUUCCCAAAUUCACGUCAAAGGAUGAGGAAGUUGAUUACUGGAAGUCCCAAGCCCUCAAAUAUAAGAAAAGUUGCUAUGAUGCCCAGGAGGAACUGCAGGAGUUCCAGGAAGGGAGCCGGGAGCUGGAAGCUGAAUUGGAGGCACAGCUUGGCCAGGCCGAACACCGCCUUCGAGACCUCCACAUUGAAAACGAGAGACUGAAGAACGAGAUGGCCAACCUCAAGGAGAAACUGGAGCAUCAGUAUGCCCAGAGCUACAAACAGGUUUCUAUGCUAGAGGAUGACCUAGGCCAGACACGCAGCAUCAAGGAGCAGCUCCACAAAUACGUCCGAGAGCUUGAGCAGGCCAACGAUGACCUGGAGAGAGCCAAAAGGGCAACAAUAGUGUCUCUUGAGGACUUUGAGGGCCGUUUAAACCAGGCCAUUGAGAGAAAUGCCUUCCUGGAAAGUGAGCUGGAUGAGAAAGAGUCCCUUCUAGUAUCUGUGCAGCGGCUGAAAGAUGAAGCACGAGACCUGAGACAGGAGCUGGCAGUACGGGAGCGGACUACAGACAGGAUAUCAGCACCGAGCUCACCCACCUCAGACAUUGACAAGAUGGAUUCUGCAGUACAAGCUUCUUUAUCCCUCCCAGCCACACCCAUAGGAAAGAGCAUAGACCACCCCUUCAUCAGCUCAAAAGCAUUGACCAAUGGCUGUGGCAACUCAACCCUCACUCCUUCUGCUAGAAUCUCAGCUCUUAAUAUUGUUGGUGAUCUCCUGAGGAAAGUUGGGGCUUUGGAGUCCAAAAUCGCCGCCUGUAGGAAGUUUGCCAAAGACCAGGCAGCAAGGAAAAAUUACUCCACAGACAACGGCAAACUCAUCAACAGCAAUGCCACAAAGUUCUCUCACUCUCUGCAUACCACUUACUUUGACAAAACGACUGUAAAUGGAUUGGACCCCAGCUCCUUGACGACAUCCAGAGCCGUGUCUCCACCAGGCAUGCUGCCUUUGAGUGUUUGAUGCGUCCCCACACCACCCAAACCUCUACUGAAACUCCUAUCCACCCAACGCAAUGUGGGAACCGAGAGGACACUUGAAUAUAUGUGUGUGUGUGUGUGUGUGUGUGUGUGUGAGAAAGUGAUGUGUGUUUGCCUGUUUGGAAUUGUGCAUUUUUGAACGUGAUGUGUGGAAGAGAGGCUUGAGUAUACAAUGAACUUGCCUCCAGUUUUCA
Etheostoma spectabile (orangethroat darter) is the source of this 1236-nucleotide messenger RNA. RefSeq names its product nudE neurodevelopment protein 1-like 1b (gene ndel1b). Gene Ontology annotation, molecular function: microtubule binding. Gene Ontology annotation, biological process: microtubule nucleation; mitotic centrosome separation; establishment of mitotic spindle orientation. NCBI's taxonomy places the organism in Eukaryota, Metazoa, Chordata, Actinopteri, Perciformes, Percidae. Gene Ontology annotation, cellular component: kinetochore; centrosome; kinesin complex. The record is from RefSeq and is a predicted model, not a curated record.